Molecule: messenger RNA, 3329 nt
Organism: Arachis stenosperma
Lineage: Eukaryota; Viridiplantae; Streptophyta; Magnoliopsida; Fabales; Fabaceae
Product: PWWP domain-containing protein 2-like
Exons: 3
Coding region: 189-2849 (886 amino acids)
Molecular function (GO): nucleic acid binding
Source: RefSeq, a predicted model, not a curated record
GUAGAAAAGAUAUUUUCCGAGUAGACACGCGCGCACUCACUGCGUAAACAUUCGCUUAUUCUGUAUUUUUUUGUUCUUUUUCUCUCUCUAAAGUCCAACAACGAAAACCAAAAUCCUUCGGCUUCUCUUUUCACUUCCCUCAACAAGAUCUAACCUGAUUUGACAAAAUUUCUUAGGAAGAAUCACGGAUGAGGGAAUUGGGUACUUGUAGAAGAAGUUCAGAAUCCACAGUGGCACUUGAGGAAAACAUGGGUGGUGAAACCCUAGAAGAGCCUAUGGAGGUGGAUGAAGCUUUCGUUGGGGAGUGUAAUGGGAAGGACAUAAUGGUUGGGGUGUUAGGUUCUGAUUUGUACAUAGAUGGUGUUUGCACUCGUGGGAGUGAUGAUGCUGAGCUGAAUGAUGAAGUUGGUUGUGGUGGUGGGUCAGUUGAGGAGGAUAAAGAUGUGAAUCCUGCGGGUGGAGGAGCUUCCGGGGUUGGUAACAGAGCCGGGGAUACUUUUGAGGGUUCUCAAGUUGUGAGGUCCUUAGAAACUAAGAGUGAACAUGAGACAGCUGAGUUGGAUGGAAAUGGUUCAAGUCAAGUGACCUUGAAAUCACCGGAUGGGCAGAAAAGCAUUGAUGAUGGAAAGCUAGAUACUGAAAUGUUGGAGAAAGAAGCCAAGAGUGAUGUUACUCAGGUUGAGUCAGAUAUUAGGCAAAGUAUUGAAGAACAAGCUGGAAGUGACGAGCAGACAGGUUCACAUGGGGAGCAGGAUAUUGAAGAUGAAGAAUCCGAUGAUGCUGAACAGCAAAAGACAAGAGAUGAAAAAGUAACCAGAUGUUCAUCUACGAAACCUGGGAGUUCGGAGAAAAAUUAUGAGGUGACCUAUCAGGUGCCAACAGAAAAGGAACGUGAGUUUUCUGUACAUGAUUUGGUCUGGGGCAAGGUGAGAAGUCAUCCAUGGUGGCCAGGACAGAUAUUUGAGUCAUCAGAUGCAUCCCCGCUGGCAAUGAAGCAUUCUAAAAAGGACUGCCAUUUAGUGGCUUAUUUUGGUGAUAAAACAUUUGCUUGGAAUGAAGCAUCUCAGCUAAAGCCGUUUAGAACACAUUUCUCUAGUAUUGCCAAACAGAACAGUUCUGAAUCAUUUCAGAAUGCUGUAGAUUGUGCUUUGGAUGAAGUCAGAAGACGUGUAGAAUUUGGGCUAAUAUGUUCCUGUGUACCUAAAGAUACCGAUGGAAAGAUUAAAACCCAGACUGUUGAAAAUGCUGGGAUUCGGCAAGGAGUGGAUUUACCCAACGUGGUCGAUGAAUCUUUAAAUGUUAGUUCUUUUUCACCCACGAAGCUUAUAGGAUACUUGAAAACUUUAGCAGAGUUGCCAACUGGUGGCUUUGAUCGCUUACAGCUUUCAAUUGCUAAAGCUCAGUUGCUUGCAUUCUAUCGUUUAAAGGGUUGCUCUUACUUGCCUGAGGUACAAUAUUGUGGAGGAUUGGACGAUGAUAACAAAUUAAGUAAUAAUGCUAAGAAAAGCUUGAGUGAAGAUGGCAAACAUGCAACUCAUGUAACCAAGAACGAUGGUCAAGCUAUUGGAAAGUUAAAAGCCACAAGCUCUGGUCGCAAUCGUAAACAUAAUCUGAAGGAUGGUAUCUAUUCAGGAAAGAAGAAAAGAAGCUUGUCAGAAAUAGUGGGUGGGUCUCCAGAUUCUCCACGUAGUGAUUAUUGGUCUGACGAUGUCAAUGGUGAUCAGGCUUCCCAAGCCCAUCCGAAGAAAAUUAAGAAUAUCGAUCACUAUGCUGAUGACCCGGGGCCAAAAGGUGCAAGAAAAACAAUUUCUCUUGCAAAAGUUUCAAAUACAACAAAACCAUCAUUUAAAAUUGGUGACCGUAUUCGAAGGGUUGCAAGUCAACUUACUAGAGCUCCAUCCCCUAUGAUCAAGUUUACUGCAGACAAGUCUCAGAUUGCCUAUGGAAGCCCUGAGGGAUUUUCAGGAAAUUCAUCUGAUGUUUUCUCCCCGAAUAUUGAGGAGGCUCAGAGUUCAAGCCCGAGUUUUCCAACAGAAUUUUCAUCUUUAGAUGAUUUGUUAUCAUUACUUCAGUUGAUGGCACAAGAUCCCCGUGGAGAUUAUGGUUUCUUGAAAGUUAUCGUGAGCUUCUUCUCUGAUUUCAGGAAUUCAAUAGUUGUAGGUGAUUAUUCUGGAGAAGAGAUCUUGCCUACAAACAAAGUUGGUACCAAACGGAAGAAACCACCAGUAGGUGGAUCGCAAGAAACAUUUGAAUUUGAUGAUCUUGGUGACACUUAUUGGAUGGGUAUGGAAAUCCAAAAUGGUUCUGAACAACAACCCUCACAGGGAAGCGGCAGAAAGGACAAUGAGCCGGCCCCUUCGGAGCCUGAAAAACCUGUUCAAGUUCGUCGUAAGACUUAUUCCCGGAGACGGUAUUCUGGAAGCGAUCUUGCUGAGGUUCCUGAAAAACCUGGACAGUAUUCUGGUAGCGACCAUGUUGAGGUUCCUGAAAAACCUCCAGGCUACAUAGACGAUAAAUCCCCUGCAGAACUUGUUCUAAACUUUGCUGAUUUGGAUUCUGUUCCCUCAGAAGCAAGCUUAAAUAAGAUCUUUAGGCGAUUUGGACCUCUAAAGGAAACUGAAACAGAAGUUGAUAGAAGCAGCAGCCGGGCUAGAGUGGUUUUCAAGAAAUGUGCUGAUGCAGAGGUUGCUUUCAGUAGCGUUAAGAAGUUCAACAUAUUUGGAUCAGUUCCUGUAAAUUACCAGCUUAACUAUACUCCAAGUGCAUUGUUCAAAGCUUCAUCUUUUCCCGCAACACAUGACCAGGAGAUGCAUCUUGAUCUGUCAAGUUUUGAACUAAACAUGGUAUAAGCCAUUUGAGGAAAAAUGUUAUGAAGGAAGCAUGUCAUUGGAGCAGCAAUAUGGAACAAGAUGAUCAUGUGUAGGGUUUUCAGAAACACAAGAUGUUUUUUCACCUUGCAAAUCCAAGAGGUUACUACAGAGAGCGCUUUGCAAGAAAUCAAUGGUGUUGCUUCAUUCUACAUAUUACUUUCUUAUGUGGAGCAGGUAGUAUUGAGAACAUUGGAUAGAUCUAUCUAGAUUAUAGACCUUGGAUUGUAUAUUGGGUUGAGAUUGUUGUCCAGUUUCUGUGAUAGCACUAGGAAUUUAAUUUGCUUUCUGACUUUGUUUAAGCUACUUCGCGGCCUUCUAAUCAAAUGUCACUGUAGAGAGUUAAUUCUAGAAAAUAUGGUGUUAUGCUUACUGUGCAAGUUUACAUCUAAAAGGGUAGUGACAGCGUUGUAUCAAUGGGACCAAAUAUUGAGCAACAAAAGGUCAAGAGAAUAAGCUCAA